Molecule: messenger RNA, 1639 nt
Organism: Lingula anatina
Lineage: Eukaryota; Metazoa; Brachiopoda; Lingulata; Lingulida; Lingulidae
Product: LHFPL tetraspan subfamily member 7 protein-like
Cellular component (GO): membrane
Source: RefSeq, a predicted model, not a curated record
UUGAUCACAAAUGCAGUUUUCUAGAGAUUAUUGGCUCUUUUUCCUCAUUCUUGGAUGUGAAUGCCCAGUGCUGCCUGAGAAAUCCUAGCCCAGUGAAGUAAUGUGAUUGGUCCACAUUUUCACUGCCGCCUGCCUGGUGAAUGGACUCUUCCAGAGUGAUUGUUAUUUCAAUCUCAUGUUGAUCUUCUGAGUAGUUUAUUAGGAGAGGUUUUACAUUUUGGGGGCACUAGUGAGAGAGUGUACCUCUUCAGACGUGAUACCAAAGUGUUUGGAUAUAGUGUUUUUUAUAAGCAAAGAUUUGAAAAAAGCAGAUCUGCUAGUGUCUAUUUAAUUUUUUUUACCUUGGACCAAGUUAAGUUACUCAAGUAACUUAGGAAGAAGGCUGUUAAUUAUAACUUCACAACUAAUGACAAGAUACAUUCAUCAACACCACGCAGAGGGGAAAAUACUCAACAGGAGAACAAUUUUGAUUAACAUAUUUUUCAGCUUUUAGUGCCAAAACUCAUUAGGGAAUUGUUACCCCCAUUCCCUCAUGGAAAAAACAUCUUUGCUGGAGUGAUGGGAUCUUUCUAACACAGUGUGCUGAAUGCUUGGAUUUUUUUUACCAGACAGUUUGCCAGAUGAGUAUUUUUAAGAGCAAGGACUUGGAUUCAGACAGUAUGGAAGAGACAGGCUACCACUGCUGCAGUACCUCAUGUAGGGACAGGGCAAGGGUAAUGGCAACCCCUAUAAGUCUCCUCUGGACAUUACUGUCUAUGCUAGUGGCAGCAUCUUGUGCUUUCAGUUUCAUGCAACCCUACUGGAUUAUUGACUUUGAGCAAUGGAACAGUUUUGGAAUUUACAGUUUUUGUUAUCAAGAAAACCACAGCCCUGACAGGACAGUUCAUCAUCACCACUGCCGGAUAUAUGGUGGACAUUUUGACUUUUCUUUCUUCCCCUCAAGUGCUUGGCAGGCCUCCUGCGUGUUAUUUGGAGGGGGGUGCGCCUUCCUGUGUUUUGCUGCAAUAUUAGCCAUAACUAGCCUGUGUCUCCCUUCUGCCUGUGAUAAAAAAGUGGCCCUCAGCGCUGGGUACAUGCAGCUUGUUGCAGUUCUCAUCAUGAUCGCAGGACUGAUAGUUUAUCCAUUUGGGCUGGAUUCCCGACUGGUCAGCUACUACUGUGGUAAAACGGGAAUUUUCAAUUCUGGGGACUGUCACUUUGGUUGGGCCUACAUGUUGGGAAUUGUAGGCACAGCUCUAGCCAUGUUCUGUCCAUUCCUAGCUCAGUACACAGACACUAAAGCCUACGGGCCCGUCUGUGGCAUGGAGUCCUAUAAACCAUACAUGCCAGAGUACUCAGAAUCCAAUGUAUUUAGACCUGUGGAGACGGAAAUGAAAGUACUGCAUUAUCACAGAGAGGAAGCUUUUCUAUAGCAGUGAUCCAAGACUCAUUUUGUUACAGUGCGUGGUUAGAAGCAAUCGUGGCCCUGUUACCUUGAAUUCUCUUAUUGAGAAAUACCAAACCAGAACUGACAUCAAGAAAAUGUCUUGUGUGAGACAUUGAAUGCUUAAUCAUUAAAAGUUUUUAAGGAAUUUGUUUGUGAAAAAGAGACCACAGCUGUUAUGUCAUAUUUUAUAUAAUAAAAUCUGUAUGUAGUUUA